Molecule: messenger RNA, 999 nt
Organism: Andrographis paniculata
Lineage: Eukaryota; Viridiplantae; Streptophyta; Magnoliopsida; Lamiales; Acanthaceae
Product: ethylene-responsive transcription factor ERF039-like
Exons: 1
Coding region: 13-738 (241 amino acids)
Biological process (GO): regulation of DNA-templated transcription
Molecular function (GO): DNA binding; DNA-binding transcription factor activity
Source: RefSeq, a predicted model, not a curated record
UUGUAUUACAUUAUGGAAGAAAAAUUCACCUUCCAUAGUACUGGUCAGGACCAAAAUUUUCUCCUCUCCGCCGGCGGCGGCGCCGCCUCGUCCUCCGGCGGUUCAUCCACGUCAUCGUCGUCACAAAGCACGGCGCACUGCUCCGAACCGCAGAGGAACAGCAGCGAUAGAAAAAAUCACGGUGAAAGGUCCGGGACCGAGGAGGCCAGGACCGCCGGCGGCGGGGAGAGGCACCCGACGUACAGAGGCGUACGGAAGCGGAAUUGGGGGAAAUGGGUCUGCGAAAUCCGGGAGCCCCGGAAGAAGUCGAGGAUAUGGCUGGGGACGUAUCCGACGGCGGAGAUGGCGGCGCGUGCGCAUGACGUGGCGGCUUUAGCCAUAAAGGGCCAAUCGGCUUACCUCAAUUUCCCCCACCUGGCCCACGAGCUCCCCCGCCCUGCCUCCGCCGCGCCGAAGGACAUCCAAGCCGCCGCCGCCAAGGCGGCGGCGGCGACGACAUUUCCGAUGGAAGAAUCAGCCGCUAGCGGCGGCGGCGGCGCCCUCGUGAGCUCCGAGUCGUCCACGAAUUUGGCUUCGCCGAAUUCGGCUCACGACGGCGCCGCCGACGACGCGUUCUUCGACUUGCCGGAUCUUUCCGAUCGGCGCGGCGGCUACUGUUACUACGCGUCGUCGUGGCAGCUGGCCGGAGCCGACGUCGGCUUCCGGCUGGAGGAGCCGUUCUUGUGGGAGUGCGAGUAAUUAUUAGUAAAGUCGCAUUUUUGCGUUAUACUGAAGUCGCAUUUCGGGGUAUACUGAAGUCGCAUUUUGGGUUUUACUAAAGUCGCAGUUGGGGUAUACUGAAGUCGCUAACAUCCAUUCUUUAGUAUUGGGUAUGUUCUACGGAGGUAUUAAAAAUAAAUUUAAAUUAUUUUUAAAAAAAUCAUAAAUAGAAAUAAGCCACGUAGUGAUGAUUGAUGAUGAAUUUAGUAUUUAUUUAUAUCAAACCUAAACUUAUGUCAA